UGCUGUGUGCGUGUGUAGGCUGCUCUGUCUGGCUGUUGUUUGCUCUGUCUGGCUGCUCUGCCUGGCUCUUCCGCCUGGCUGUUGUUUGCUCCGUCUAGCUCCUCCGCCUGGCUGCUGUUUGCUCUGUCUGGCUCCUCCGCCUGGCAAUCUGCCCUGUCCGCCUGUCUGUGCUUUGUGUCACUGGACUAGGCAGCCCGCACGCUGCGAAAAGUGCAAAACACAUCAUCAUCACACCAUCUUCAGCGGACAGAGAAGGCUCGCCAAUUGUAUGGGCUAAUGGAACAGGAACACAUCUUUGCACACUCGGAGGACUUCUGGGACUACGUACAGAGCUCGCUGAGAUGCGAGUCCCCCGGCGAGCUCUCCACCGUCAACAAGGCGCUGGUGAAGUACCUCAAGCUGGUAGGGGAUCACAUACUGGUGUUCGUGAACGACGACCAGGACCUGUACCGGUGUGGGCUUUCGCUGGUGUGUUCUGAGUUCUAUGAGAGUAACAAGCAGUUCUGCGUGUCCAAGCAGCUGAGUCUGCUGAGCAUUGACGGACUGGACCAGAACAUCCGGCUGUUCUCGAGUUAUGUGCUGCUGUUGGAUUGUAAGAACGACUCUUCUCAGCUACAGGUGAUGUACGACUACCACGCGUUCUCGGUGCUGUACAGGAGUCUACGCCAGCUGUUUGAGACGUUUGCCCUGCUGGAUGACGAUAGGGACAUGGGCUCGUUGGGGAUACUGAGGAAGACGUGUACAGUACAGCUGGACAUAAUGUUUCAGAUGUGCAAGUACAUGAGCAUUUCCUACGAAGAGUUGCAGUUGAUAGAUACGUUCUUCAUCAACUACAUCUUUGAGUCACUGGUGGUUGCGGACGUCGAUGACGUGUUCAAUGCUGCCAAGUUCAAGCUCAUAUUGGCGAUGAAUGAGCAGUUCAUGAUUGCAGCACGCCAGCAUCAUCAUCAUCUGGAGAACAAGGUGCUCUCGGUAGUGGCAACGCACACGACAUUCAGAAACUUCAGUGAGUGUCUGCUCAUGUUCUUCAACAGAGAGGAGGACCGUUGUCUUCAGAUAAUGAUCUCAAAGAUCAUCUAUCUGAUCUUCACUUCGAAGAAAACCGCAGAUGUGUUCUACCAUAACGAUCUGAACGUUAUGGUUGAUGUUCUCAUCAGAGAGCUGACCAAUCUAAGCGAAGAGGACGACUCGAUUCGACACACGUUCCUGAGGGUUCUGUACCCCUUGCUGCAACGGAAGCAGUUUGAAGCUUCGCAUUAUAAGAAGGCCGAGUUGGUAUCGUUGUUGACCUACCUAUCAGGUAUAGGUCAAACCUUCUGGGUUCCAUCCGAUACAACAAAGAGAUUAGCAUCGAGAUGUCUGAAGCUCAGCUGGUUACAGCCACAGAGUGAAACCACUGACGACGUUGAGUCGAUCAAGAGCGACCAUUCCUCCAUCAUCAACGAUAGAAUCGACACCGCAGUGUCGUCAACUGUCUCUCUGCCUUCCACAACAAAGAAUGGGCACAUCAUAGCUCCACCACAACUACCACAUCAACAUCAUAGAAACUCAGAUACGUCUCUUGCAUCAAUGUCGAAGAAGAUCACGCCACCCCCACCAGUUCCCAGACAUAGAAACCAUUCAGAUACGUCAUUGCCUUAUAGAAGACAGGCACCUCCUCCACCACCACCUUCUAGAAAGAAAAAAUAAAUCAACUGCAUCUUUGAAAUAGCAUCAU
Williopsis jadinii is the source of this 1717-nucleotide messenger RNA. It is a transcript of the gene LDB17, whose product is annotated as Ldb17p. Gene Ontology annotation, cellular component: actin cortical patch. Gene Ontology annotation, biological process: actin cortical patch localization; endocytosis; actin cortical patch assembly. Gene Ontology annotation, molecular function: Arp2/3 complex binding. The record is from RefSeq and is a predicted model, not a curated record. NCBI's taxonomy places the organism in Eukaryota, Fungi, Ascomycota, Saccharomycetes, Phaffomycetales, Wickerhamomycetaceae. Bases 277 to 1689 code for a protein of 470 amino acids. The transcript has a single exon.